Molecule: messenger RNA, 1034 nt
Organism: Megalopta genalis
Lineage: Eukaryota; Metazoa; Arthropoda; Insecta; Hymenoptera; Halictidae
Gene: SrpRbeta
Product: signal recognition particle receptor beta
Molecular function (GO): GTP binding
Source: RefSeq, a predicted model, not a curated record
UACAUGCUAUUUGCUUAACACGUUGAAUUGAUACAGUAGUGUGUGCACUAUUGUUGUGGUUUAUUAUUAAAUUAGAGCAUGUUCACGAGGUAAUUCGUAAAUAACACGAUAUUGAAACAAUGGAAAAAUACGUGAAGCCGUUGACGGGUCACAAUAUGGAUUCCGAAUUUCUGGGCAUAUUGGUUGCCGUGAUAGUGAUUAUCUUAACUAUAGUACUGUUUGUCAUAUGGCGUCGAAGAAAAUCUAUAGGAAAUAGGAUACUUUUAACCGGUCUCAGCGAUGCUGGUAAAACACUGAUAUUCGCGCGUUUAGCUUGUGCAAAUUCUGUUAAAACUUACACAUCUGCAAAAGAAAAUACAGCCAAUCUUGUAAUUAAUAAUCAUACCCUGAAACUUGUCGAUGUUCCUGGACACGAGCGUUUACGCUAUAAAUACUUUCACCAAUUCAAAUUAUCUGCGAAAGGUGUUAUCUAUGUAAUUGAUUCGGUAACAUUCCAAAAGGAUAUUCGUGAUGUAGCAGAGUACUUGUAUAAUAUACUGUCCGAACCAUCUAUGCAAAAUAAAUGUGUACUAAUAUUAUGCAAUAAACAGGACCAAACUAUGGCAAAAGGUUCCUCUGUCAUAAAAACAUUAUUGGAGAGAGAAAUGAAUUUAUUACGUAUGACAAAAACAAGUCAGUUAGAAGCUACAGAUGCAUCGUCCAAAAAUGUUUUCCUUGGAAGAGAAGGGAAAGAUUUUGAAUUUGCCCAGCUGGAUACACAGAUAGAUUUUGCAGAAUGCUAUGCAUUUAGUAAAGAUCCGGAUAACUCAGCCGACAUUGAACAAUUAAAUGCAUGGCUAAAAAAAAUUACAUAAAAAUUUUGACUUCUUGAAAUAAAUUAUUUGUUUUCAAUUUGAUAAAUAAGAUUGAUUAAUUGUUUUCCUUUAAUAUUUAAACAUGUGUGGCUUUAUGGGGGUAUGCUGAAAUAACUAAUAACAAAACAGUUUGAGUUAUUGAAUUAUCUGUAUGAAAAUAAAAAUUGUAAUUGCUUCUUA